AAAGAUUGAAAAGACAAAAACAAGGAGAGAGAGAGAGAGUCUUAUAUUUAUGAGAGAGAGAGGAGACAGAGAUAACUCAUUCUAAUCGUGUGCCGAAAUAUUCAGCCUUAAAAAUAGCUCAUUAUCUCUCUCUCUUCAUUAAAACUUCUCUUGCAUCUCCAGUUCUUGAUUCUUUUCCUUUUCUCGGACAAGAUUUGUCGGCCUUUUGCAACGUUUAAUUCAAGAAUGUGCGUUUUUGGAAGUCUAAGUUCAGGCUAAGCAUUUCAAGCAGAAAACAUUCUUAGUGAAAUCAUUAUUUUCAUCGAAAAAUAAAUGGAGGGCUAUUCAAGAAAAGAUGAAGGGUGUCACCAGUUUCUUGAUUUGGUCAUGAAAGAGAGAGAAUUGCAUGCUAGAAUCUCAGAUGAAAAGCUCCAUGGGUUUUCAGAAGAGAAGAAGCUUGAACUAAGGCUUGCUCCACCAGGUGAAGAUUGGACGACCAACAACAACAACAACAAAAACAGCAAAAAUUCCUCAGGAUUUGGACAUUUUUCAGACAACCCUUGUGCUCAAAAUCCUGUCUUUAAAUCUCCAUGGCAGCAGCAGCAAGCAUCUUCUCAUUUUCUCCACCUUCAGUCACAGCCCUGUAGCAAUAGAGCAGCACCAGAUUUGAAAAAUCCAGAAAAGAAGACAUUUUCACCUGCAAAUCUAGCUGUGCCCAACAACAGUGCUCAGAAAAGGACUGCACCUGCACCAGUGGUGGGAUGGCCGCCUAUCCGAUCUUUUCGAAAGAAUCUAGCAAGUGGUGGUUCUUCUAAAUUGUCCUCAGAGCUGGGAGAUGUGGUUGAGAACAAAAGUGCAAAUUCGAAACCUAAAGAAAACUGCGCGAAAACCAUGUUUGUGAAGAUAAACAUGGAUGGUAUUCCUAUAGGAAGGAAAGUGGAUCUCAAAGCCUAUGAUAGCUAUGAGAAGCUCUCAUUUGCUGUUGAUGAGCUCUUUAGAGGCCUUCUUGCCGCUCAAGGUGAUGGGGGAGUCGAGAGCGAUGGAGGGAAGGUGAUCGGGGGCUUGCUCGAUGGGAAUCGGGAAUAUACCUUUGUGUAUGAGGAUAAUGAAGGGGACAGGAUGCUUGUUGGAGAUGUCCCUUGGCACAUGUUCGUCUCGACUGUCAAGAGGCUGCGUGUCUUGAAAAGCUCAGAACUCCCUACGUUGUCGCGAGGAGGCAAACAGAGGAAACAUAUGGCGCUGGAUGCUUCGCAGAAAUGAAGCCAAGAAAUUAGGGUAUGAUUCAUAUCUGCUAUCAAGAUCAGACAAUGGAGAAAAGGGGCAGUUUGUUUGAAUUCCAUGCUUGUUUGCAGGGAUCAAGUGUACCAUAAACUUUGUUUAUGUUGUUGAAAAUCCUAGCUUUUCUUGAAUUUCUGUAGAGAGAGACUGUUGAAGCAUAUGUAAUUGCAAUGUUUUCUUGUCCUGAUUUUAACUGCAAAUUUCUGUA
Messenger RNA from Salvia miltiorrhiza (redroot sage), 1465 nucleotides. Its product is annotated as auxin-responsive protein IAA18-like. The record is from RefSeq and is a predicted model, not a curated record. The coding region runs from base 313 to 1239 and encodes 308 amino acids. The transcript has 6 exons. Gene Ontology annotation, cellular component: nucleus. Lineage: Eukaryota; Viridiplantae; Streptophyta; Magnoliopsida; Lamiales; Lamiaceae. Gene Ontology annotation, biological process: regulation of DNA-templated transcription. Gene Ontology annotation, molecular function: protein binding.